AUGGCGAUUCCAUUAAAAUUUUCCAAUGACAAUAUAAUAUACCAAUUUGAAAAAGGUACAACUAGAAUAUCUGCUGAAAAUGAUGACUUGGAAUUUUUAAAAUAUGCUCAUGAAAAUAGAUGUGAAUGGGAUGAAAAUACGACUAUUGUGGCUGCUGCAAAAGGCUGUAAAUGGGAUGAACGCAUAACUACUGCAGCUGCUGUAGGAGGUCAUUUAAACAUUUUAAAAUAUGCUCAUGAAAAUAAAUGUCCGUGGAAUGAAAGUACAACAGAAGCAGCUGCAAAAAACCUAGACAUUUGGAAAUAUGCUCACAAAAAUAUAAGCCAAUUUAAUCAAAUCCUAACUACUAUAGCUGCCUACACAGGUAAUUUACACAUUUUAAAAUAUGCCCAUGAAAAUAGAUAUCCGUGGGAUGAAGACACAACAAAAGCAGCGGCUUCUAACGGUCAAUUAGAAUGUUUAAAAUAUGCCCAUGAAAAUGAAUGUCCAUGGGAUAAAAGAACAACAGAAGCAGCGGCUUGUAACGUUCAAUUAGAAUGUUUAAUAUAUGCCCAUGAAAAUGAAUGUCCAUGGGAUGAAAGCACAACAGAAGCAGCAGCUUAUAACGGUCAAUUAGAAUGUUUAAAAUAUGCCCAUGAAAAUGAAUGUCCAUGGGAUGAAAGCACAACAGAAGCAGCAGCUUCUAACGGUCAAUUAGAAUGUUUAAAAUAUGCCCAUGAAAAUGGAUGUCUGUGGAAUGAAAAUACAACAGAAGGAGCUGCCUCUAACGGUAAAUUAGAAUGUUUAAAAUAUGCUCAUGAAAAUCAAUGCCCUUGGAAUGAAUUCACGACAACAGCGGCUGCUUUUAAUGGUAAGUUAGAAUGUUUGAAAUAUGCCCAUGAAAAUGGAUGUCCAUGGGAUGGUUCUACAACAGAAGCAGCUGCCUCUAAUGGCCAAUUAGAAUGUUUAAAAUAUGCCCGUGAAAAUGGAUGUCCAUUGGAUGAUAUCACAACAAUAGCGGCUGCUGCUAAUGGACAUUUAAGGUGUUUAAAAUAUGCUCAUGAAAAUGCAUGCCUUUGGAAUGAAAAAACGACAAUAGCGGCUGCUUCUAAUGGUAAAUUAGAAUAUUUAAAGUAUGCUCAUGAAAAUCAAUGCCCUUGGAAUGAAUUCACGACAACAGCGGCUGCUUUUAAUGGUAAGUUAGAAUGUUUGAAAUAUUCCCAUGAAAACGGAUGUCCAUGGGAUGGUUCUACAACAGAAGCAGCUGCCUCUAAUGGCCAAUUAGAAUGUUUAAAAUAUGCCCGUGAAAAUGGAUGUCCAUUGGAUGAUAUCACAACAAUAGCGGCUGCUGCUAAUGGACAUUUAAGGUGUUUAAAAUAUGCUCAUGAAAAUGCAUGCCUUUGGAAUGAAAAAACGACAAUAGCGGCUGCUUCUAAUGGUAAAUUAGAAUGUUUAAAGUAUGCUCAUGAAAAUCAAUGCCCUUGGAAUGAAUUCACGACAACAGCGGCUGCUUUUAAUGGUAAGUUAGAAUGUUUGAAAUAUUCCCAUGAAAACGGGUGUCCGUGGGAUGAACGCACAACUAGAGCUGCUGCAGAAAGUGGAAGUUUCAACUGUUUAACUUAUGCCCAUGUAAAUGGAUGUGUUUGGGAUGAUAGUACAACUAGAGCUGCUGCUGCUAGUAGCUGUUUAGACUGUUUAGUAUAUGUUCAUGGAAAAGGAUGUAAUUGGCAUAAAGAUACCAUAGUUGCAGCAGCUGUGCAUGGUAAUUUAAAUUGUUUAAAAUAUGCCCGUCAACAUGGAUGUGAUUGGGUUGAAGGUAAAAUGAGAGGGGCUGCAGCAAAUGGACAUUUAGACUGCUUAAAGUAUGCCCAUGAAAAUGGUUGUGAGUGGGACGAAGGCACUACAAGAGAAGCUGCUGCUAGUGGUCAUAUUAACUGUUUGAUAUUUGCACAUAAAAACGGUUGUAAAUGGGAUGCAGGUACAACGAGUGGAGCUGCUGCAAAUGGUCAUUUAGACUGCCUAAAAUAUGUUAAUGCUAAUGGGUGUGAAUGA
This is a messenger RNA of Daktulosphaira vitifoliae (grape phylloxera), 2031 nucleotides long. RefSeq lists its product as uncharacterized. Lineage: Eukaryota; Metazoa; Arthropoda; Insecta; Hemiptera; Phylloxeridae. The record is from RefSeq and is a predicted model, not a curated record. The coding region runs from base 1 to 2031 and encodes 676 amino acids. The transcript has 4 exons.